AGGUUGCUGGGUGUGGAGGUGGAGCUUCGGGAUUAUUGUUCACCGGUUUGAGUGACUGACUGAGUGAACGUCUCCAAAGUUUGACCGGCCUCUCGUUUAAUUGUCCUCUGCUGCACGUUUGACUGUUGACCAAACAACCUACCACCGAGUCACACUGUGGGCAAAAGUGACGCACGGAGACGCAAAGAAGAGUCUGGGCUCCAGGAGAAGUAGACCCGAAAGUUUUUGAAGGACUCCUGGUGUCUCUGCUGGAAGAGUAACCCAUGAAACAAAGAGUAAAUUUACUACUGUAGCUCCUCACUGACUGACUGACUGACUGUCCUCCAUCCUGCAGACGCUCAGGAGGAAGAUAAUGGACUGAAACUCUCAGAUCUGCUUCAUUGUCUUGCGUGGAAUCACACUAACAACACAUGAGUUGGAUUGACCGGACGCGCGGUUUCCAUACUGUAAAUCCUCGGGGAUUAAAAUAACGAGGGCAAUGGAUAAUUUCUUCACGGAGGGUGACCGGGUGUGGUUGCGGGAGGAGGAGCAGUACCUUCCCAGCACGGUGUCCUCAUGCUCUGGAGGUGUUGUUGUCUUUGCAACAGACUAUGGCCAGGUGUACACCUACAAGCAGAAUGCACUCACCCGACAGAAGGUGCAGCCCAUGCACCACAGCAGCAUCAGAGGGGUGGAGGACAUGGCGACCCUCGAGGACCUUCAUGAUGGCGCUAUCAUGCACAACCUCUUCCAGCGCUACCAGCAGAGACACAUCUAUACUUACAUCGGCUCCAUCCUGGCGGCGGUGAAUCCUUACCAGCGGCUCCCCGGCCUGUACGACCGGCUGGCCGUGGAGCUGUACAGCCGACACCACCUUGGUGAAAUCUCCCCACACAUAUUUGCCAUCGCCAACGAGUGUUACCGCUCACUGUGGAAGAGGCUGCAGAACCAGUGUGUCCUUAUCAGUGGAGAGAGCGGCGCUGGAAAAACAGAAAGCACCAAGCUGAUCUUAAAGUUCCUGUCGGCCAUGAGCCAGCACUCCCUGGAGGUAUCGUCAAGAGACGGGACGUCACAUGUGGAGGAGGCGCUGCUGGAGAGCAGUCCCAUCAUGGAGGCCUUUGGAAACGCCAAGACCGUCUACAACAACAACUCCAGCCGCUUUGGGAAGUUUAUCCAGCUGCAUUUCAGCCAGAAGGGCAAUAUCCAGGGAGGCAGAAUCAUUGACUACCUCUUAGAAAAGAACCGAGUGGUCCGGCAGAACCCAGGGGAGAGAAACUACCACAUCUUCUACGCCCUGUUAGAAGGAAUCAACACCCAGCAGAAAGAGGCAUUCGGGUUGACCCACCCUGACAGCUACCAUUACCUGAGACAGUCCAGCUGCAUCGCUGACAAGACAAUCAAUGACAAGGGCACUUUUCAGGAUGUUUUGAAUUCCAUGCGAACGAUGCAGUUCACGGAGGAGAACAUUGGGGAGAUCCUUCGCCUCCUGGCUGGGAUCCUCCACGCAGGGAACAUCGAGUUUAUGACGGCGGGAGGAGCGCAAGUCUCCUCUAAAUCAGCAGCCCUCAGCCGGACGUCUGACCUCCUGGGGCUGAACUCAGAUCAGCUGGCAGAGGUCCUGACCCAUCGGUCCAUGAUCCUCAGGGGCGAAGAAAUUUCCACACCUCUGACUGUGGAACAGGCGGUAGACUCCAGAGACUCCAUGGCCAUGGCACUUUAUUCUCAGUGUUUCAACUGGAUCAUUCGUAAGCUCAACAUCCGCAUCAGGGGCAAAGAAGACUUCAAAUCCAUCAGCAUCCUGGACAUUUUUGGAUUUGAGAACUUCGAGGUCAACCGCUUUGAGCAGUUCAACAUCAACUAUGCAAAUGAGAAGCUUCAGGAAUAUUUUAACAAGCACAUUUUCUCCCUGGAGCAACUUGAAUACAACAAGGAAGGCCUGGUUUGGGUUGACAUCAACUGGAUGGACAACGGGGAGUGUCUGGAUCUUAUCGAGAAGAAACUGGGUCUCCUGGCGUUGAUGAAUGAGGAGAGUCACUUCCCUAAAGCCACAGACGACACCUUACUGGAGAAACUCCACAGCCAGCACUCAAAAAACUCUUUCUAUGUGAAGCCACGUGUUGCUGUGCACUACUUUGGAGUCAAGCACUAUGCAGGAGAGGUGGUGUACGAUGUGAGAGGGAUGUUGGAGAAGAACAGAGACACUUUCAGAGAUGACAUACUCAACCUGCUGAGGGAGAGCCGGUUGGACUUUGUCUACGACCUGUUUGAACAUGUAUUAAGCCGAAACAAACAGGACACUCUGAAGAACAGCUCCAAGCACAGACGGCCCACAGUCAGCACCCAGUUUAAGGUUUCAUUGCACUCCCUGAUGGCCACACUCAGCACUUCCAACCCAUAUUUCAUUCGAUGCAUUAAACCAAAUACACAGAAGAUGCCUGACCAGUUCGACCAGACGUUGGUUCUGAACCAGCUCAGAUAUUCCGGCAUGUUGGAGACGGUAAAGAUUCGACGCACCGGCUUCCCCAUCCGGAGACCUUUCCAAGACUUCUGCUCCAGGUACAAGGUGUUGAUGCGGGGCGUGAUGAUACCAAAUGACCCCAGGGGGAGCUGCAUCCAGCUGCUGCACCUCUAUGACAGCAGCAGUGCAGAGUGGCAGCUGGGCAAGACCAAGGUCUUUCUUCGUGAGUCUCUGGAGCAUCGCCUGGAGAAGCAGAGGGAGAUGGAGGUGCUGAAGGCGGCCAUGAUCAUCCAGGCCCACGUCAUGGGCUACAUGGCCAGGAAGCAGUACAGGAAGCUUCUGCAGUGCAUUGUGGUCAUUCAGAAGAACUACCGGGCUUUCUACUGGAGAAGGAAGUUCCUCCUCCUCCGCUGGGCAGCGCUCACCUUCCAGAAACGUGUGCGGGGCCAGCUGGCCCGCCGGGCCUACAGCCGGCUACUGGAGGAGAGGAGGAGGAGGGAGGAGGAGGAGCGCUGCAGGAGGAUGGAGGAGAUAGAGAGGGAGAGGCAGAGGCUGGAGGCUGAGAGACUCGCCAGAGAGGCUGAAGAGGCCAGAAGACUGGAGGAGCUUCAUCAGGAGUUAGCCUCUCUGGCUCUGCCUCAGCCUGCAGGAGCAGCUGCAGCAUCACCGGACACCUUGGAGGAGCUGGAGUCAGCAGAGGCCCUCGAGGAGGGAUCUGAAGAAGAGGAGGCAGUCCGUCCUCACGAGGCAUCUCAGGUGGAGGAGAUCCUGCGACUGGAGCGGGAGAUCCAGGUGCUGCAGAGGCAGAAGGAGCGUCAGGAGCUCUCUCUGACCGAGGCCUCCCUCAACCGCCUGCAGCUUCUCCGUGACCAGGAGCUCAGGCGUCUGGAGGACGAAGCCUGCAAGGCGGCGCAGCAGUUCCUCGACUCGCUGAACUUUGACGAGAUUGAUGAGUGCGUGAGGAACAUUGAAAGCUCGUUGGGAGUCAGCGAAGGGGACGAGAAGGAGAAAGAGGGUGGCCGGAGGAGAGGCAACGAGGAGGAGGAGGUGGACGAAGGCUUUGGGGCUGAUGAUGAGGCCUUCAAAGACUCGCCGAACCCGAGCGAGCAUGGCCACUCUGACGGCCAGCGGACAAGCGGGAUCCGAACAAGUGAUGACUCGUCUGAAGAAGACCCAUACGCCAAUGAUGGUGUGAUCCCACCACUGCCACCAACCACCCUGACUCUGCUUCACCAGCCGCUGCCUUUACCACCAUUGCCCCUCGCCUGCCACAGCAACUCCUCCAGCGGAGACUCGGCCUACUGCCACCCCCAGGCCUCGUCCGAGGCUCAGUCCGAUGACCUGGUGGAGCUCAUACCACCAGACGAGGAUUCAGACUACGACCAGGAUGACUACGAUGAGGGAGCCAUUGUGUCCAGUGGCAGUGUGGCCUUCUCCAACCCUCGCAGCGGCCAGUGGUCUCCUGACUACCGUGGUUCUGUAGGCACCUACAACAGCUCAGGGGCUUACCGCUUCAGCUCGGAGGGGGCUCAGUCUUCGUUUGAGGACAGCGAGGAUGACUUUGACAGGUUUGAUACCGAUGACGAGCUGUCGUAUCGGCGGGACUCAGUCUACAGCUGCGUCACGCUGCCGUACUUCCACAGUUUCCUCUACAUCAAAGGCGGUCUUAUAAACACGUGGAAGCGGCGCUGGUGUGUUCUGAAGGAUGAGACCUUCCUGUGGUUUCGGGCCAAGCAGGAGGCUCUGAAGCAGGGCUGGUUGCACAAGAAGGGAGGGGGCUCGUCUACACUGUCCCGCCGCAACUGGAAGCGCCGCUGGUUCGUGCUGCGGCAGAGCAAGCUCAUGUAUUUUGAAAACGAUGGCGAGGAGAAGAUGAAGGGAGUGCUCGACAUGCAUAAUGCCAAAGAAAUAAUUGAUAACACUGGUAAGGAGAAUGGAAUCGACAUUGUGAUGCCAGAGAGGACCUACCAUCUGAUCGCAGAGUCUGCCGAGGAUGCCAGCCAGUGGUUCAGCGUGCUGAGUCAGGUCCACGGCUCUACAGAACAGGAGAUCAGAGAAAUGCACGACGAGCAGGCCAACCCCCAGAAUGCUGUGGGAACGUUGGAUGUAGGGAUGAUCGAUUCGGUUUGUGCGUCAGAUAAUCCAGAGAGGCCGAACUCCUUCGUCAUGAUCACGGCAAACCGCUUGCUGCACUGCAACGCCGACACGCCCGAGGAGAUGCACCACUGGAUCACUCUGCUGCAGCGCUCCAAAGGAGACACCCGCGUCGAUGGACAGGAGUUCAUCAUUCGAGGCUGGUUGCACAAAGAGAUGAAGAACAGUACAAAAGCCUCACUAAAGCUGAAGAAGCGUUGGUUCCUGCUUACCCAUAAUUCCCUGGACUACUAUAAGAGCUCAGAGCGUAACGCCCUGAAGCUGGGAACACUGGUGCUGAACAGCCUCUGCUCAGUGGUUCAGCCGGACGAAAAGGUCUUCAAAGAGACCGGCUACUGGAAUGUGAUUGUGUACGGCCGUAAACACUCGUACCGUCUCUACUGUAAGCUGCUCAAUGAGGCCACACGCUGGGCCAACUCUAUCCAGAACGUCAUCGACACCAAAGCUCCCAUCGACACACCGACCCAGCAGCUCAUCCAGGACAUCAAGGAGAACUGUCUGAACUCAGAGGUGGUGGAGCAGAUAUACAAGAGGAACCCCAUCCUUCGCUACAGCCACCACCCGCUGCACUCACCACUGCUACCACUGCCUUACGGCGACAUCCACCUCACCGCUCUGAGAAACAGAAGCUACACAACGCUGCAGGAAGAAGCCCUCAAAGUGUUCAGCUCUCUGCAGCACCUGGAGGGCGUGGCUGACCCAGUGCCCAUAAUCCAGGGUAUCCUGCAGACCGGCCAGGAGCUCAAACCUCUGCGGGACGAGCUCUUCUGCCAACUUAUCAAGCAGACGACUCGUCCGCCACAGCCUGGCAGCCCCGGAAACCUCUGCAGCUGGAAGAUCCUGGCCUGCAUGUCCUGCACGUUCGUCCCCACAAGGAGCAUCCUCAGAUACCUGAAGUUCCACCUGAAGAGGACUCGAGAGCUCUUCCCCGGCUCUGAGAUGGAUCGUUACGCCGCCUUCUCCCUCGACUCCCUGAAGAAGAUUCGAGCCAGAGAGAACGUCCCGUCGCAAGAGGAGAUCCGCUCCAUCGUGGCCCGGCAGGACAUGAGCACCACAGUUCACUGUCAUGGCGGAGGAUCCUGCAAGAUCACCAUCAACUCACACACAACAGCCGGAGAGGUGGUGGAGAAGCUGAUCCGUGGCCUGGCCAUGGAGGACAGCAGGAACAUGUUUGCUCUGUUUGAACACAACGACACCACGGAGAAAGCCAUUGAGAGCCGCACGGUGGUGGCCGACGUGCUCGCCAAAUUUGAAAAGCUCUCAGCCAGCCCAGACGAACACAACACCGGCUGGAAGUUUUAUUUCAAGCUCUACUGCUUUUUGGACACAGACAACGUUCCCAAAGACAGUGUGGAGUUUGCCUUCAUGUUUGAACAGGCCCAUGAAGCUGUCAUCCGUGGUCAGUAUCCGGCCCCUGAGGAGACUCUGCAGUUCCUGGCUGCCCUGAGACUUCAGUACCUCCUGGGCGAUCACAGCUCCCAGACCAACAUCCCUGAAAUGUCCCAGGUGUUCCCCAUGGUGCGACUGCGGGCCAGGGUGCAGAACUCAGCCAAGACGUUCGCUCCGGGCACCGGCUCAGUGGCCGACCGCUCAGGGACGUCCGAGAGGAAACGUUCAAGCUUCCUGGAGGGAACGCUGAGGAGGAGCUUCAGGAGCGGCUCUCUGAGUCGGCAGAAGCUGGAGGAGGAGAACAGCCUGGAGGCGUGGAUGAGGGAGGAGGCAGCGGCGGUGAGAACCUGCGUGAUUGACAAGUGGAAGAAACUGCAGGGGAUGAGCCAGGAACAGGCCAUGGUGAAAUACAUGGCUCUGGUGAAGGAGUGGAAGGGAUACGGUUCCACCCUGUUCAACGUUGAGUGUCGAGACGGAGCGUUUCCCUCUGAGCUGUGGUUGGGCGUGAGCCGGGAGGCCAUAUCUGUGUACAAACGAGGAGAGCCGUGGCCUCUGGAGGUUUUCCCGUAUGAACAGAUUCUCUCCUUCGGAGCUCCGCUGCCCAACGCUUACAAGAUCGCCGUGGAGGGCCGAGAGCUGGUCUUUGAAACACAGAUGGUCAUGGACAUCGCCAAGUUGAUGAAGGCCUACAUCAGCAUGAUCGUCAAGAAGCGCUACAGCAACUGUCAGUCUGUCAGCAGCCACGGCAGUCAGUGCAGUGCCUGGUGAACUCUGCCCUUUAACCUUUGACCUUAUGGCCACCUGCCAGAGUGCCACAGAAGGUCGAGCGUGGCCGCCACGGGCUGUGCGUGGAUGGCCAUCCUCCGCGCUCUGGAGAGACCAGCUCGUACGCUUGACGUGUCAGGCUGACUCUGUGAAUGCUGGAGACAAACCACAAUGCUCUUAAUGUUAACUAGCUCAACUGUAACUGGUUUCAUUCCAAAACAUUAACCAUCCACACCUACUAGAUCAGAACGACAAAGAUCUGCUCUGCACAAGUGUCCUUGGGUGAACCUCUUGUCCAAAAAGGAGAAUUCCUCAGCUGUGAACAAUGGGGAAUAUGUUAGUGGCCAAGUGUGUACUGUCCAAACCCAUGGUUGUUAUGGACAGUGCAGUCUGACAAUGUGGUGGGAGCUGCAGAUAAAUCUCCAUGUAGCAGUGUGGAAAGCCACCUAGGAAGUGAACGAAACCAGGAAAAGUUGUUCAUCUCUUUGUUUAAACACAAAAUUCAAAAUCCAUUAAUUUCAUUUAAGGACACAAAUGAUUGGAUAAUAACAAAAGUAUACGGCAAACAAUUAAUCAAAACCCUUCAUCCUGACACUUACUGGACUUGUAAAAUAGCCAAAUGCAACAAAUUCAACUUUUUCCACUGUUUCUCACACCAAAGAAAACCAGCUGAAGGUUUAACACAACCUUGUUAUCUCGUCAGGUCACUCUGAAAGUGCAGAUGUGUCUUUUUUGGAAUACUAAUGUCUUGCAAGGACAAGGACUGUUGUUGCAGGAUGGGGCUAUUUCUUACUGAGGAUUUUGUUUGUGUGUGCAUGUUUGUGUGUCAUGUGUAUGCAAGUUACAAGAGAGGUGUAUCUACAUGACCGAAUGUAAAAAAUAAUAAUAAUAAAAAAAACAGCAGACAGACAAAAGAAAAGAAAGAAAAUAGUUAAAGCCCAUAAGCCUUUUCCUCUGCUUGGAAAACUCUGGGACCUGACCUUCUAUACAAACUUUCUCCGGGACGAUCUGUUCACUUGUAAAUAAUAUGCAACUGUACUCGUCUCAAGCAUUUCAAGAUUGUGAUUGAUUGUUUUGAUUGAUUUGCUUAUGAUACGUAGGUCACAAAAGUGCCUGUUCAAACUAAUAGAGGACAAACUCAAGUCAGACUUUGUCUUAUCGGUGCCACUCGUGUUCCUGUGUAACCAGAAUCUUGGAAGUUGAGCCCACGUUCCCUUUAACUACCAAUGUAUUUUUUUACACUGCAGAAUCUGUCCAGCUACGCAAGUUAUUCAAGCAAAACUCUUGUAAAAGUCUUGAAAUUCUGUUUUUCUAGAAACAAACGUAUUAAUUUCUUAAUACUGGCGGCAUACAUUGACACACCAACAUCAGUUGUUUUUCGUGAAAGUCCAUCUGCAGCGUCGUUAAGUCACUGAGAUGCACCACGGUUCAGAGAACUAAGGUUUGGCUGUAUAUAUUGUCUAUAUAUACUGUAAGCAAAUCAUUGCACUGGGCGGCUUUAUGCCAAUGUUGGAUUUUUAUGUGAUUUUUGUACCAAGGCAAUGAAGUGCAUUGAUUUAUCAGUUAUCAAAUUUGCUGGAUUAGCCGUAAUCUAACAUUCCUGUUAUUUUUUCCAAGUUAUUUUGUCCAUAAACACUUUCUAUAAAAUUACAUACAUAUUUAAAAGUACAUUCGUAUGUACUAAAUACAGCAUUUAAUCCAUGUCCCCCCUCUUAAUAAGAACCAAGGACUUGUCAGAAAACAUGGUUUUCAAUCACCACUAAAAGUGUAGCUAUUUUUUAUUAACACAACAUGAACAUCCCAGUUUAAACUAUGGAGAUUUACUGGGAUAUAUACAGGUUACUUUUUGGGGGCUUUUUUGUUACAUUUGAGAUGUAGCGGUUAUUGUCUGCUGACUUUGAAACAUCACAUAAUGCCCCUUUAGGCUGCAGUGAUUGAAACAUUAGAAGUUGCUGUUGGAUUUUGAUGCGAUCAGUCAGAUUUUAGUCUGGAUGACUUGCUCAGCUUGAAUGUUUGCAGUGUAACAUUCCUACAACAUUUCACUGGAGCUCCGCGGGCGGCAGAUCCAUCCAAAGACGUGUGUGCAGGUUAUUUCCCCACAGUGCCUUGUUGUAAAUUGUGUACACUUAUUUUGUAUUCUAUGCGUGGUUUCUUUUUGUUGGUAUAAUGUGCAAUGUUAUAUAUAUAUAUAUAUAGUAUAUAAUCAUGUGGCUGUACAUUUUAUACUGUAAGUCUUUGCCUUCUAUUUUUUCUCCUGAAUGAUGUCUAUGUGGUGAUUUUCUCAAGAUAAAAAUCUUGCUGUAUUUUUCUCUACGCAACUAUCCAACUGACAGUGGAUCUUUGACACAAUACUGGUAUCUUGUUUUGUUUUUUUUAUUUGUAUUAGCUGUGUUAUGUAUUGAAAGGAUGAUUCUAACAAUAAAUGGUUGCAUAUUUGGUCUAAGGGCGCA
Messenger RNA from Micropterus salmoides (largemouth bass), 9195 nucleotides. RefSeq names its product myosin X (gene myo10). Gene Ontology annotation, biological process: signal transduction. The coding region runs from base 479 to 6748 and encodes 2089 amino acids. The transcript is spliced from 41 exons. The record is from RefSeq and is a predicted model, not a curated record. Gene Ontology annotation, molecular function: protein binding; ATP binding; cytoskeletal motor activity. Gene Ontology annotation, cellular component: myosin complex; cytoskeleton. Lineage: Eukaryota; Metazoa; Chordata; Actinopteri; Centrarchiformes; Centrarchidae.